This is a messenger RNA of Durusdinium trenchii, 981 nucleotides long. NCBI's taxonomy places the organism in Eukaryota, Dinophyceae, Suessiales, Symbiodiniaceae. The record is from the annotation of a GenBank genome assembly.
AUGUGGCGCUGGGCCCUCCUCUUCGGCGCGCUGGUGCUGCACGCUGAAAGCGCCAGGCCAAAGUGCCUCAGCAAGUUGAAGUUUAAUUUGAUGAAGGAUUGCAAGUGGACUCCGAAUGCCACAGGGGCACCCCAGAGGCCCCCGCUGCAAAAGGGCUAUGUGCCUGGAUGUUUCCAAGAGUGUUACGAAGACUUUGAGUUCUUCGAGAAUGUCCAGGACGUGAUUCGAGCAGGUCCACCCAGCGACUCCACCAAGAUGUCCUGCGACACCAGUGAAAGGACUGGAUAUCUUUGCAAAGCCUUUGUGAUCGACUGCGUGAGAGGCGACAAAUCCUUAGGCGAUGGUGACUUCCCCAACUCCUGCAGCUCCGACUCCUUUGGCAAGUCGGACGUGGUGGGCGCCGGCCAUGCGCCCGGAGGAGAAACCUGGGUGGCGCUGUAUGCCUACAGCAACUACGUGGGCACCUCUGCCAAGGGCCCCAACUCGAGCCAACGGAUCCUGGCCGCGCGCGUGAUGUUUCGAGGGAUCGAAGGGGACGAUGCGGGGGUCUCCUACGACGGCAUGUGCGAGGGGACCUUCGAGGUUCAACCAGGCUCCCCCUGCUUCGGCGUGGACGCCGGCGACGGCGCCUUGCACGUGAACGAGCUGCCCGUGGCGCCGCUGCCGCCGCCGCGCGUCGACGGCACGCCGUGGCCGCUGCCGGAGCACGUCCCGACGCCCACGCCGGCGCCGGAGACCACGGCGCCGGAGACGACGGCGAGUCCGGAGACGAAGACGACAGCGCCCACGGAGAAGCCCACGGAGAAGCCGGAUGGCAAGAACGACACCAAACCCGACAACUCCUCUUCCUCCGUGGUCACCGUCUUCCUGUGGAUCGCCGCCCUCUCCGUCCUCGCGGCCAUGGCCUUCGCGGCCUUCUACGUGCACCGGAGCCGCCGCGUCGCCGAAGAGCGGCGCCUGCGGGAGACCGCGGAGUCCUAG